AAAAAAAAGCAUAUAUCUUUUUGAUACACACGCACAAGGACAAAAUGUUACAAUGUAGCAUAUAGAAUGCAACAAAAGCACUGGAUAGGCUACUUUGUAUCACUAGACCGGAUUGUAUAUCACACUUCAUCACUUUUGGGUUUAGGUUCACGAGCGAUUAUCGCACUGAAAUUCAAUUGGUCCACAACUAAUCGAUGUAGCAUUUGAACCAAUCACAGUUAACAACGAGCCCCCAGAGCGCGUAUCAUUUUGGGACGGUUAUAAAAUCGAGGCCAGAAAUCUCACAAUACCAGGCGUGGAACCCCUUUCUCACCACACGGAAAACGACAAAGCUUUGGUUCGUUGGAAAGAAAGAAAGAAAGAAAGGAAGGAAGGAAGGAAAUGCAGAGGGAUGUAAGAUGGCAGAGCUACAAAUGUUGCUAGAGGAAGAAAUUCCAGCCGGUAAACGAGCGCUCGUGGAAAGCUACCAAAAUCUGUCGAGGGUUGCAGAAUACUGUGAAAACAAUUAUGUACAGGCACAGGACAAGAGGAAAGCUCUGGAGGAGACUAAAGCCUACACCACCCAGUCUCUGGCGAGCGUGGCCUACCAGAUCAAUGCCUUAGCCAACAACGUGCUGCAGCUGCUGGACAUCCAGGCCUCGCAGCUGCGCCGAAUGGAGUCCUCCAUCAACCACAUCUCUCAGACGGUGGACAUCCACAAGGAGAAGGUGGCACGGCGAGAGAUCGGCAUCCUGACCACCAACAAGAACACGUCACGCACGCACAAGAUCAUCGCCCCAGGCAACAUUGAGCGGCCGGUCCGGUACAUCAGGAAGCCCAUCGACUACACGCUGCUGGAUGACGUGGGCCACGGUGUCAAAUGGCUUAAAGCCAAGCAACAUGGCAACAACCAGCCAGUGAGGGGAGGAGGAGGGGGGACAUUAUCGAGGACCAAUCCACCGACACAGAAACCCCCGAGCCCGCCCAUGGCUGGUCGUGGAACUCUUGGGCGAAAUAAGACCCUGGAGCCAGUCAAGCCUCCAACGGUGCCCAACGACUAUAUGACCAGCCCAGCACGACUAGGCAGCCAGCACAGCCCUGCACGCACGGCCUCCCUCAACCAGAGACCCAGGACACACAGUGGCAGCAGUGGGGGUAGCGGCGGGCGAGAGAAUAGCGGUGGCAGCAGCAUAAGUGUUCCUCUGGCCGUGCCCACUCCCUCCCCUCCCAGCCUGGGACCAUUGUCAGCAGCAGUCCCCCAAGGCCCAGGCCUGGGUCCCAUUCCCAUGUCCCAGUUUGGCACCAUCUCGCGGCAGGUCUCCCGCCACAACUCCACCACCACCUCAGCCUCCAUGGUGUCGGCCACGGGUACCUACCGCCGAGCGCCCUCCGGCACCUCCCAUUUCUCCAUGUCCCAGCAGCCCCACCUCAACGGGGGCCCCGCCUACCCCCAGAACUCAGUGUCUGUGGCUCCUCCCCCUCCUAUGGUCCAGCUGACUCCUCAGAUUCCUCUGACGGGCUUUGUGGCCAGAGUGCAGGAGACCAUAACAGACAGCCCGGCCCCCCCUCCACCGCCCCCUCCCGAGGACGUGGUCAUGUUUGAGGAGCCCUCGCCCCCUCCCCCGCCCCCGCCCGUGGACUACCAGGGGGAUGAGGAGGCGGCCGUGGUGCACUACAGUGACCCUUAUGCUGACGGAGACCCCCACUGGGCCCCCAAGGCCUACGUAGAGAAGGUGGUGGCUAUUUACGACUACUCCAAGGACAAGGAGGACGAGCUGUCCUUCAUGGAGGGCUCCAUCAUCUACAUCAUCAAGAAGAACGACGACGGCUGGUACGAGGGCGUCUGCAACGGUGUCACCGGCCUCUUCCCCGGCAACUACGUAGAAUCCAUCAUGCACUAUGCAGACUAAGGGCGGCCAUUUUGACAGUGCAAAAGCGCCAGGAUGUUACCAAAAAGCAAAGUGCUGAGUUUAGUAUUUGAAACGAUAAGGUAGCUUUUAGUAAGAUGUCGGCAUUUGUUUUGCACAGUCAAAUUGUCCUCAAAGACCCCCCAUCUCCACACAGCAAAAUAUCAAUCUUACUUUUACAGAAAAAAUAUAAGAACGAAUAAACAAACGAAUGAACGUAAAGAAGUGCAUUACGACAUGUGUGACCGAAUGUUUGUUUUUGUCAGUGUCCAAAUUGCAGAUGUUAAAAAAGAAGCUAAAUAUUAUAUUUACUAUGCUAUAUGUUGGAGGGAGGGGUGGGUGGGUUUGGGAGGUGGGCCAAGGGAUAGGGAAUAGGAGACGUCAAAGCGGUAUACUGAGUAUUGAAUGCAAAAAGAUAUGACCGUUCAUUUGCUUAUUUCUGGUGAAGUUAUUAUUUCGUUUUAUAUACUGUAUAUACUGUAAUGUGAGAAGCUGCCAGUUUGUGUGUCAGUAGUGUUUUACCUGUGAGUUUCCAUCUGAGUCUUUUGAGUGGUCAAUGGUAAGCAAAAUUGUGCCAGGGAUGAUUUUACUCAAUCUUAUUUUGUCAUUUUUCAGGUAUUCUUUUAUUUUUCUAUUUUAGUGCCAUUUCUACCCUCGGUUUAGCCAAUUGUCACUUGAUAUUAUGUUGUUUUUUAUGUUAAAAAUAAAUGAUAUAAAAAUAAAUAUUUGUUAUGCUGUCAGGCUACUGUAGCAAAUGUUUCCUGAAAUGUGCUUAAGUCGGCAAAACGUGAAGAAACUGAUUAAUGUACUUUUUACUCCAUCAUGGUUCCAUUGUGUUGGAAUGUCUGCACUGAUUAGUUCUCAAUGGCUUUUUAUAUGACUUCAAUUAUAUGGCUUUGAUUGCAACACACGGGUUGUGUUCAGGCUAUCCAACUGUUGCAUUAUCAUGUUAUAUCCUUGCUUUGUCAGUGGGCUCUGGUUAGGUGCUUAUCUUUGGUAUUUGAUAACCAUUAUCACCUACCAUCAUCAACACAACCUCAAAACAAGGACGCAAGACUGUCAAAAAAUGGUAUAGGCUACUAGCCUACUUAUUGAGCAGUACAGAGUGAUUUGUAACAAUGGUAAACGUUCAAUCUUGAAUGUAACCUUGCUCUGUCAUUUCUAUCACAAUGAAUGUAGGAAAUUCAGCGGUGCAUUGUGGACUCAAAUGUAUUAAAAUGAUUGUGUUUAAAAGAUGCAGACACAUUUGUGCCACACAUUUAUGAUGAAGUAAUAUUCCACAUUUUAUUGGAAACAUGACAUGAUGACAUUAUGACUAAAUACUUCCAUGCAAAGAUGUAGGUUGCUUGUGGUUGGAUGGCCUUACCUCUUACAUCCUGGCAUUUGAGUUGUAUUUUUCAUGAGUCGUUAGUGAUGUUACAAAUAGGUUACGGUUAUGACAAUAGGUUUUGUUUGUGACCACAUGGAGUAGGCGUUAUGACGUACAGACAAGUUAAAGCUUGCCACGUGCACUUGUGUGGAAGACAAUAAUGCCAACAUAUUCAACAUGAACAGUAUUCAACCUCAAUGUACAAUGUAUGCAUGACUACAUGCAUACAUAAAAAAAAACAUUACAUUCUUUACUGAGAAUAAUAAUUUGCCACUACAUCCAGUUAGUUAUUGACUGUACUUUUAACUCUUCCAUCAUUUUUGGUCAUUUUUGUGAGAAAAAACAACUUUUUCUACCUAAGCAGUUUUAGCAUUUCAUUUUGUUGUUUAGAAAUACUUUGUCUGAGACAUGGUUUGGUAGCAGUGUGUAUUUUGAUUUAUUUAUAUUUUCCUAGAAAAAUAUCAUGAGACAACCACUCACACGCAGCAGAACUUUGUAUGUAUGUUUACCACUAAAACGUAAAACAGUUCAGGGCACCAGGGCUCAAGGCGUCUUGAUUUUAUGUCUGUUUUCUUAUAUGAAACGUGGAAAAAGUGAUUAUCUGUAACUUAAAUGUUCAUGUGAACAGAAUCUGAUAUGUGUCUUCUUUCCUCUUGGUUUGUAUAUAUAAUGUGUUAAUUGAAAUGUAUGUACAGUCCUUUUGUAAUAAACAGCUCGCCGAAACAACAAA
Messenger RNA from Coregonus clupeaformis (lake whitefish), 3985 nucleotides. Its product is annotated as abl interactor 1-like. The transcript is spliced from 11 exons. Gene Ontology annotation, molecular function: SH3 domain binding. Gene Ontology annotation, cellular component: lamellipodium; intracellular anatomical structure. The record is from RefSeq and is a predicted model, not a curated record. Bases 399 to 1889 code for a protein of 496 amino acids. Lineage: Eukaryota; Metazoa; Chordata; Actinopteri; Salmoniformes; Salmonidae.